AUGGCGAGCCCCAAAUCAACAGGCCAAAUAUUUGCGGAGGAUCUUCUCUACGGCUUUGACAUCGGCGAUGAAGAAACCAGGCAGUACCUCACUUCGCUCAUCGCCUCGGGCCAGGCGCCGCAGGCCGAACUCGAUGAGCUGCACGAGCUCAGCCUUAUGCGUGGGGCCGAGGACUGGGAUUUGCUGUUUGAGUGCGCUUCGACGCUGCGCGAGAAGGGAGUGCUGUCGGGCAGGCAUGGCGGGGAGGUUGAGGAGGCGAGUUUGGUGCCGUUUUUGGAGGCGGUGCUUGAGGGGGGUGAUGGUGUGGUUGAUGGGGGGGUUGUUUCUGGGCAUGAGGAGAAGAAGGCGAAGACUGGGAAGGCAAAGGGAGGUCGCAAAGCAGCUGUGCCCAAAAAGAAGACGCUAGGGUUCGGUGUCUCACAUUUCUGGGGGGAGGAUGAUGAUGCGAGUGGAAGCCCAGGGUUAAGGCAACGGCGCCAGAACACCAAGGUGUUCGGUACCUGGAGCAAAGGCAGCAGUCAAGAUCAUCGUGUCACCCCCGGGAACCCACUCGAGGGAGCUGACGACGUUUUGGGUAGCCCCGCACUUCCCCCGGCGCAAUCCCCUUCACCAAACGACGCGGAUGCCUCCGUUACGAUGAACGAACCCUCACUCAAGCCUGCCACUAAAGAAGAUCCAAGCCCAAGACAACCAACCUCGCCCAACAAUCUCACCCGCACGCCGCCCGAAACCAAGAAAACACCGAAAACCAACCGAGCCGUCAAAGCCACCGGCGGCUCCCGAUCCCCCUUCUUCACCACCCCAACACCCGCCCCCAAAUCCAAACCCAAACCUACCCCACCACCCCCGUCAACAUUCAACAACACCCCCCACAACCAACCCCAAGACCCCCCGGCCCCUGGCAAACCCUGGAAUAGGUUGAUGAGGGGGUAUCCUGCGGAGGUGGGGGGUGGGAGGGGGGUGAGAGUGGGGGAGGUGUUUGGGCCGGAAGAUGGUGAGGUUGGUGAGGAUGGUGGUGGUGAUGGUGGUGGGUUGGCGGGGGAGGUUGUGGAUGCGGUGGCGGAUGCGAGGGAGAGGGCGAUUGGGAGCGCGUGGGAGAUCGGGCAUCUGACGCAAGGCCCGUAUGCACUCGAUUCGUGGCGUAUCUUUUGCAGAGAUGUGUUGCUGGGUCGGUCGGACCAUUGGACGGGGAAGGGGAGCCCGCCCGGGUUUCAGCCCGAGUGGAUGCGUGUUCUGCCCCAUGACAAAGAGCUGAGGGCGUGUCUGCGCUGGAUGUGGAUGCGAGAAGGUUGGGAAUGGGAUCCAUUGACGGGUGAGCGGGAGCCUCUCCGUGAGGAAAUGCGGAAGGCUGUAGACGAAGGCCGUGUUGGCUACGACGAUAGUGGAAAUCUGGUGAUCACUAGGGAAGUGAAAGCUUCCGGUCUGAAUCAGAUGUUCUCGCCGUCGAGCAUGUCCCACGGGUUUGAACCUCAGGCAGGUUGUCGAUUGUGGAAACAGCCUAGUGCUUCGCUGCAGUUGUUUUCCGUCCUAAUUUCGCCUUUGCCUGCCAACUCAACCCGCUCCUUCCCUACCUAUCGCAAAUACAUCGAGACCAGCUGCGCCGUUGAAAUUCCAGGUUUCCAAUCAUAA
This is a messenger RNA of Chaetomium globosum CBS 148.51, 1629 nucleotides long. RefSeq lists its product as uncharacterized. The transcript has 4 exons. Lineage: Eukaryota; Fungi; Ascomycota; Sordariomycetes; Sordariales; Chaetomiaceae. The record is from RefSeq and is a predicted model, not a curated record. The coding region runs from base 1 to 1629 and encodes 542 amino acids.